GACGACGACGCCCACUUUCCGCAGCGAGCCAUCGAAUGCGCAUUUGGUGAUUUAUCGGAUAGCAGCGGCGAUGUCCUCUCCCCUACUGUUCGUCACCCUCACUCUAUCCGCUUCUCUUCCCUUCUCUUCCCUCUCCUGUUCCGAUCGAUUUGCGUCUCAAAAUCUUUGUAGACUGAAGAAGACAGGCUUUACAUCUGGGAAUCGGUGGAAGGGAUUGAUGGAUUAUGGCUGUGCCGUGAGUUCCUUUCUGACAAGGAUCAAAAUCUUCUUUUAUCAGCCAUUCUUCGAGGCCAUGAGGUUUGGAGAUCUUCCUAGUUGGGCUACUGAUCUUUCUAGAUUGAUUCAGAAAGCUGUAUGCUUCAGUGAAAAAGAUCCUGAUAAUGACCUGGAAUUGGAUUGUGAAGAACAACAAAUAGAUGAAUCCGGACCAUUACCAUUCAAUUUACUGUGGAGAGAACCACUUUUUGAUCAGCUAAUUACAAAUGUGUACCAACCAGGUGAGGGAAUAUGCGCUCAUGUCGAUCUAAUGCGAUUCGAGGACGGAAUUGCUAUCGUUUCGAUGGAAUCGGAGUGUGUUAUGCAUUUCUCCAGAGCUGAUCAAGAAACUCAUUUACAUGAGGCUGAAGCUGGUGAAGAAGGUUCUCUAGUUAGGAUUCCUGUUCUACUGAAUCCAGGCUCUCUUGUAUUGAUGCAUGGGGAAGCGCGUUAUUCGUGGAAGCAUGAGAUCAAUCGAAAAGCGGGAUUUCAGACCUGGAAGGGAAGAGAGAUUGUCCAGAAGAGGAGAACGUCUGUGACAUUGAGGAAGCUCUGUCUCCACAGCGAAGGAUAGUUAAUUUGUUGAUCGGAUUAAUAUAACGGGAAAAAAAGGUUCAAGAUUUUUGUCUAAAGUGUUGGAUUAUAAAGGAAAAUUAACAUUCAUACCACUCAAUUUCUUUGUAUUUACAUUUGUAACAGUUUGGUGUCUUCAACCUGUUCAUGAAUAGUCUACUUCACUUUCAAAAAGUUAGCAGAAGUGAUGUUUUUAAUUUUAUUUAAAGAUUAGAGUGACUUGUAAAUUU
Messenger RNA from Phalaenopsis equestris, 1058 nucleotides. Its product is annotated as alkylated DNA repair protein alkB homolog 8. Gene Ontology annotation, cellular component: mitochondrial matrix. The transcript has 3 exons. Bases 71 to 829 code for a protein of 252 amino acids. NCBI's taxonomy places the organism in Eukaryota, Viridiplantae, Streptophyta, Magnoliopsida, Asparagales, Orchidaceae. Gene Ontology annotation, biological process: fatty acid metabolic process; DNA damage response. The record is from RefSeq and is a predicted model, not a curated record.